Peronospora farinosa is the source of this 681-nucleotide messenger RNA. NCBI's taxonomy places the organism in Eukaryota, Oomycota, Peronosporomycetes, Peronosporales, Peronosporaceae. The record is from the annotation of a GenBank genome assembly.
AUGUUCUGCUUUACUGCCCUUCCGUCCAACAGACAUCGUGUCUGUGAUGAAUGGAGACAUACCAAAGAAAGCAUGACUGUGAUUUCUCGGCGGCGAUGGCACUAUUUAAGCUCGAAGAACUGGAGCAUCAUUGUGUCACAAUGGACUAAUUGGAAAAGGAGAAGUUUAUUGAGCAAAGGAUUCUGGAGAGAAGUAUAUAAGACCGGGUGGAAGGGACGGAAGGUAGCAGCAAAAUGGGACAAGGAGAUUUACAUGAAUCGAAUGGACAUUAGUACUCGUCAUGUGGAGGAAUGCGCGUCUAUUUUUCCAAUAUGCAACCAACUUAAUAUCGUAAAAUUGGUGGGCUGGUGCAAAACAACGGCGAUUAUAAAAUACAUCCCCCACCAGCUUGACAUGCUAGUGUUUGAGUCGAAAGAACCAAUUUCGGUUCGUCGUGCUCUGGAGCUACCGCGUGAUGCUUCGCGAGGUGUCGCCCAGUUGCACGAUGCUCCAAAAGCCCCCUUUGCGCACACCGAUCUGCAAGUGCGCCAGUUUCUGGUCGAUACCGAUGGCACGUGGAAGCUGAACGACUUUAAUCGCGUAAAGGACGCGGGACUGCGCUUGGUGGACGGUGUACCAAGUGGUGAAAAAUUGGCUGACGAGAUUGAACGUAUUUUGGCGAGCUAUAGAGAUAGCAGAUAG